AAGUAUUUAUUUGGUAUGCAGGAAAUAUGUAAUUCAUGGGAAAUAGACUUUUUCAGGAAAUGGAAAUUGUCAAUGAUCAUCAAGCUUUUGGUUGUGCUUUGUUUAGCUGAGGAAGCUUUCUCUAAGACCAAAAAACAUGACCACCAAAGUCGUUCUGGUUUUGACUUUUUCUACUUUGUGCAACAGUGGCCAGGAGCAUAUUGUGACGCAAAAGGGCGGAGUUGUUGUUUCCCAGGUAAUGGGAAGCCAUCAACAGAUUUCUCUAUCCAUGGCCUUUGGCCAAAUUACAAUGAUGGUGGUUACCCUUCCAAUUGUGACAGCAGUAAACCCUUUGAUGAAAGUCAGUUAGACGAGUUGGAAAGCAGGCUAGAAACAGAAUGGCCAUCACUUGCAUGCCCAAGCAUAGGACCCAAAUUUUGGGCACAUGAGUGGAAUAAACAUGGAACAUGCUCAUUCUUCUCCAACCAACAAGACUACUUCCAAGCUGGCCUAGACCUCAAGGACAAGACCAACCUCCUCCAAGCCCUCAAAGACGAAGAGAUCGAACCCAACGACGAGUUUUACAAUGUUGAAGACAUGAAGGAGGCCAUCAAGAAGAAGAUCGGGUUUUACCCUUGGAUCGAGUGCAACCAUGAUUCCGACGACAAUAGCCAGCUUUAUCAAGUAUAUAUUUGUGUAGAUACUAAUGGAAAGGACCUUAUCAAAUGUCCUGUGCUUCCUCGUGGAAACUGUGCCUCUAGAGUUCAGUUCCCUAAAUUUUAAGCAUAGGGUCUUGAUGAUCAUCUCCUUAUUAGUUUCAAUUCCUUGAAUAUGGUGAAUUAUAUAUAUAUGUUCUUCACCAUUCUCACAAUUCAUGUAUAUGAUGUAGCUUUCAUGUCAUUCUUUGAUAUUGAGCUGUUCAUACUUCAUUACUUCAGUGUUGUUAGUUGUCGUUGUUUCCUUUA
This is a messenger RNA of Beta vulgaris subsp. vulgaris (sugar beet), 944 nucleotides long. RefSeq names its product ribonuclease 1. The record is from RefSeq and is a predicted model, not a curated record. NCBI's taxonomy places the organism in Eukaryota, Viridiplantae, Streptophyta, Magnoliopsida, Caryophyllales, Amaranthaceae. Gene Ontology annotation, biological process: RNA catabolic process. The transcript is spliced from 3 exons. Gene Ontology annotation, cellular component: extracellular region. Bases 16 to 762 code for a protein of 248 amino acids. Gene Ontology annotation, molecular function: ribonuclease T2 activity; RNA binding.